This is a messenger RNA of Ictalurus punctatus (channel catfish), 5387 nucleotides long. RefSeq lists its product as uncharacterized. Lineage: Eukaryota; Metazoa; Chordata; Actinopteri; Siluriformes; Ictaluridae. The transcript is spliced from 8 exons. Bases 936 to 2840 code for a protein of 634 amino acids. The record is from RefSeq and is a predicted model, not a curated record.
CAGGAGUUGAAACUCCCAACAUUUUAGAUGUACACUGUAUAAAACCACAGAAAACGAUAAACCACAUAAGACACGCAGGAAACCAUUUAAAUUGAAGUGUAUAAUAUCGUGAACUAGCAAAGGAAAAAAUAAAUAAAUAAGCAGCCUUGCACCAGAUGGCGUAGCAUCAUACCAUCGCAGACAUUACACGCGAUAUAACUCUCUGAAUAUGAUACUUUGUUGCCAUAAACCAAGAAAACAUACAUCCAGAAGUGGUAUUUAACCAAAAUAUUGUCAUGAACGAUUACAUUUACCACUGGCUGACGUGAAAUCUACCAAGCAAACCCAAGAGCGAGCUUCUCUCCCGCACUUCUCACAGCAUCGUGUAGUGUGUGUGUGCGCGCGCGCGCGUGCCCAGCCUCUUCACUUGUACCUAACAUCGCUACUUACUGACACCUCCCGCUUUUCUUGCCUUUAUACUUAUAAGGAAAUAUUCAUCUGAACAUGAAAUAGAUUUCAUACAAUGCAAAGAAAGAAACAAAAUAAACAGACCAUUUACCAAUUGGCUUUCCAUACUAUAGUAGAAGCCAUGUUUGUGCUGUAGUUUUGUGGAAAGGUUUCUCUGCCUGAUUCAGAUAGAGAAAGAUCAUCACGUUAUAGAAUAAAGUUAAUAAGUGGAACCUGAACAUUAAUAGUAACUUUCACCGUUUGAGCUUUGUUCAUGGUGGGAAAUAAAAUUAACCCAUCAGGAUCACGUUACGAUCUAUAAUUACAUCAUCAUUUACACUCCGACUCCGUGUUGUUCAUGAUCAGGUGAUUUGUAGGAUUUAGAAAUCCGUCUCCAGAUUUUGAGUGAGUUUUAUGAACAUGGUUACGUCCCUACACGCACCACAGACAAGAUUUUUCACUUUAUUCGGUUUAUUCUAAUUCUGUAACCUUGACAACACUGUGACGUCAUGGCUCAGCCAGCAAUAAAACGUUCUACUCAGCUGAAGUGGUCUUUGGUUUCUACAGACAGAUCACUGAGAGAACGAUUUUCAAAAAUGAGGAGGAAUCACAAAGAGACACCUCAGCAUCAAGCUGCACAUGGAAAAAAUAGCAUGCACUCUAUGGCAAAGCAGAACAUCCGCUUAGUUGCCAUUAACACAACUAGAAAUACAUUAGUCUAUCCCGUAAAGAUAAUAGAAUUUGAACGGGCAGGUGCUGGACCUCCAGCAAAGAGCCCUAGGAAACCAAAACUUCUUCCCAGAACACCCAGAAAGGAUCCGAUUGGUCUUCCCCCAUUCAGAGCACUGAUGAACAAGGAAAAAGUAAGCAAAACAUCUGGCAAUCUUCAGGUACAUUGGGAAAAAGGCAUGUGCACUAUGACAAAGCAGAACAUCUGCUCACCUAUCAUUAACACAACCAGAAAGAAAUCAAUCUACCCCAUAAAGAUCAUAGAUGUAUUUGAACAAACAGGUGUUGGACCUGCAGCAAAGAGCCCUGGGAAAUCAAAACUUCUUCCAAGAAAGGAUCCAAUUGGUCUUCCCCCAUUCAGAGCACCAGUGCGUGGGAAAAAGUUAAGCAAAACAUCCAGAAAUCCUCAGGCACUUACAGGUCCUACAGAGGUAAAGAGUAAGCCUCUUGAGGCUACAAUUGAGGUAGAUCCUCAAUUAAGAACCAAAAUUACUGAUGCUGUCCUGGAUUGCAUAAUCUCUACAUCAUUCAAGAAUCAGUUCAUUCAGCGCAUUGUGGGUGAGAUUGAUGAUAUACUAGCAAAAGCCGCGUCCCAGGUCCACGAGAAACAGCAUGCCAUGAGUUUCGGUACAGCAGGAAAUAAGACAAACAUCUCCCGGGAACAACAAUCGAGCAACAACGUUUUCAGGCCUGGCUUCAGUGAUGGUGUGGCAUCUGUGCUUGGUUAUGCACUGAUAGAAAUUAGAGAAGAUGUAAAAAAAACUUUUAGAAGCCAGUCACACAAAUUUCAGACAAUCUCACCCACGGCAUGCGAUUCUGUAACAGGAAUAGUGGACAGUGUCUUUGAAAGCAUGCUUGAUUCCUUGAUUCCUCAACUGAAACCAGAUGUUUGCAUUGAAAGGGAUCCUAGCAUGACUGAUUCUCUUUAUAGUCAUGAGUUUGAUACAGUGUUUGAUAGGAUCCUUCGCAGCACUGACUCAGAUUUCAACCAGAGUCCAGUCCAUGAGCAAAGAGGAAGUGAUGAUGAGUCUAGCGUCACAGCUCAGGACAGUGAGACAUUAGACAUUGUGAAAGAGAGAGCUGACUCCCCAAGAAGAUCUACCAAAGUCCCGUUCUCCACAGUAUUUGACCAGUCUUCUGGACUGGAAGUUAAGGCCAAAGAUGAGGUUGAAGAUUCUGGAAGCAUGAGCCACCUUGAUGACCCUCAGACUUCAAGAGUCAAAAUUGACUCAGAUUCAGAUACAAGCGUUCUUGAAGUCACUGCUACUUCUGCAACAGAACAUGUUGACCACAUGUCAAGAUCUGAUGAAGUAGCAGAAGAAGGACUUGUGGCUAAAUCAGAUGUUGAGCUUGAGCAAAUCAUGGCUGCUCCUUCUAAGGAAAACACUCUUUCUGACAUUACUUCAAAAAGCCUUGAGCUAAUUGGACACCAGGAAUGUGCUAGCCCUGUCCCUUCACCACCUUCUAGUGUUAAGCCAGCCUCCCCAAGAGGAUCUGCCAGGAGAAGGGUACGUCCUAUAAAAGCCAACUCUUUGCCAAACAUAUUCUCUGAUGAAGAAGAUGGCAUCUUUGACCAGUCUCACCAAAAGGUAGAGAGAGAUGGCAAGCAUAGACUUUCUCUGCCUGGAAUGGAAAUGGGUUCUUCUGGAAGCAGAAGUCGCCUUGAUGAGCCUCAGUUCAUCUGAAUCUUCCGACGUUGAAGAAGCUGCAGCAAAAUCAGCUGGAUACAAAACAGUACGAUGUUGAAAUUAUUUUGAGGUGUUAAAUCAUGGCAAAUAAUCAACCAUCCAUUCAUUACGUUUUCACACUGUUCUUUCGUGUACCCAAAUUGUAGCCUCCCCAGGAGGAUUGUCAUGGGAAAUAAUCUUUCCAGCCUAACAAAAAACAGAGAGAGGGUUUGUAGAUGUCAAAAAGUGAUUAAACUUUAUUGAAACUGUGGCAUUCCCAAUUGGAGGGAAACAUUUAUCCUAAUUUAGUAAAUCCAACUACACCACCCUGGUGAAGAACCAGAUAAAUACUCCCAAAUAAAGGCACACAGAUAAGUUUGACCAAUCGGGGCAAAGAACUUGAGAGUCAGACGUGGGUAUGGAUACAAAAAAUUAUGUUUUAUAAUGACACUUAAGCAUCAUUAAAACUUAACAUACAAAUAUAAAAUCGCUCUCCCAUGAAGCACAAUAAGGAUUUUAAAACUAAGCACUUCUCCAGGCCCAGGCUUGGCAGGAAUAAGACAGGCCGGCUACAGGACGGGAGGUCAUCCAAACCCACCUCAAGUCACAGGAAAAUCAUCAAACACUGCCUACACCAUAAGGAAGUUGUGUUGGCACACUGAGCACGCUGUGAAUCACACACCCCCGAAUAAAUGCAGCUAGCCUCCCCUGUCCCACACCAAGACUCACUGGCUCCUGGAGAGAAAGAAAACACUGGUUAACCCAAAAUUGCACAAAAACACUAAACAAAUAUUACAGACACUGUGGUGUUGUGGCUAUAACACCCAGGCCCACUGACGCCACCACAGAAAUUAGAGGCAGUUAACAGCACCUAAGCAGAACCAGAAUUAUGGUAAAGAGUACAAAUGGAAAAUAUAGCCACUAUAGCAUGGAGACAAUAAGGCAUAACAUACACACCAUCAAUAGUAAGGUGGUUGAGUGGAAAAACAAACCAGAAAGAACAGGUUUGAAGUUGGAAAACACUAAUUUACCAAUUAGUGUCUCAUACUACAUGUGGUUGCAGAACAUAAGCUAAACAUACAUCCAAAACUAAACAGAAAAACAAAAUAAAAAUUACACCAGCAACAAAGUAAAGCUGAUAUGCAGCACAGUGGAGGAAAGGCACGUAAACAGACAGCCAAGCGUGCUGCUAAGCUACACAGCAAAAGCAAAGCCCAUAAGUGAACAAGCCAGUGAACAUAAGCAAAGCAGUUAAGCAAGACAAUAAAUAAAGCAAAACAAUAAUUAAAACAAUAAAUGGAGAGGUGUACUUACCACUGGAUUGAACAAACACCAGACGCAAAGUUGUAUGAUUACUCACAGGUCCUGCAGCUCAAUAUACGUAUACAUAUCAUUCAGCUGCCGGCUAAUGUUGUCAUCACUGAACACGAUCUCCAGCACGAUCUCCGCCGCCAAAUCGCCACAAUGCACGUGCCACCAGCGCCACUCUAAGACUAUAAAUAAACAAAUUAGCCUUGAGAUGUUCACCUCAUUACACCGUGAGCAAAGCCUCAGCGUACCUGCAUGGAAAUUGGAACCCAAAAUACCAGGGAGUGAGGAACUCCGAAUCACCAAGACACAUGUGCGACUACUAAAAUAAGGUUCCUUAAAUAAUCGGCUAGCUCCCACCUUAUUGAUCUGCCGAAGCCAUACCCCGAGCAGAGCCAAUACGAUGGUUAAAUCACUUAUCCUGCCACAAAACAAUAAAGUGAGACAGUCUGCAGAAAGUCUAAAUUAUGCAAACACACACAGCCCUUUUUAUACCUUUCUCCACAGUGAACUCAUCUUAGGCAGGAUUUUACCUUUUCUCAUUAAAAACAGACCAAUCUUCUUCGCCACAAUUAAUUAUUCAUAUCUAUAUGUUAUCUGAAAUUUGUGGAGCAUGCGCAGUUAGUUGUUUUACCUGAAAAGGUUUUAUGAGGACAAGGUUUCUUUUUUUUAAAAGAAACCUGUUUCAAUCGGACAGAGUCUUUGUUUUUUUGUUUCUCUCUGAGCAACACACCCUUCUUAUGUCUCAAUGAGCUUCAAUCUGUUUCUAUCUGCCAUCCUAGCUGAUAUCCACCUCCCGUCCUGAGCCCUUUCAUAUAAAAUGCAAUUAUUUCAAUAUAAUAAGUUCAAUGCAUUAUAUUUCACAAUGGCUAACAAGGCUAAUUACAAUGAAUGUAAGCUGCUGAACAGAAAUUAUAUGCUUUAAUUAAAAAAAAAAAAAACAGUUGUGGUUGCUUAUUCCACUUGUAAUUUCAGGUGUAAUUUGCAGUUGUAGUUUUUCAUGAAGAAGUCAGCCAGCAACAGUCAGGAGGAGACUGUGGGUAGUGGAGGUGGGAUAUGAACAGGGUAAGAGACAAACAGGAGGCUUGCCUUACUGAAACUUCAACAACUUUUUGUACGUCAGCACUGUUAAACUAAAAUAAUUGAAAUAAUAUUUUUUGAGACGUGUUGCUGACAUCAAAUUGAAAAAUGCCUAUUUUUUCCCUUAAAAUUGUACAUUUCCUCAGUUUAAACAUGUGAUAUGUGUUCUAUGUUCUA